This is a messenger RNA of Gigantopelta aegis, 777 nucleotides long. RefSeq lists its product as uncharacterized. The record is from RefSeq and is a predicted model, not a curated record. The transcript has 2 exons. Lineage: Eukaryota; Metazoa; Mollusca; Gastropoda; Neomphalida; Peltospiridae. The annotation marks the transcript as partial.
CAGCGCGUAUCGCCUUACCCCAAAACGGUCAAUAGAGGAAAACCGUAAAUAGCCAAGAGUAGCGCCUGCACAGCUAAAUAUAUUUUAAACAGUGCGUAUCGGCUAAUUCUGUGUAGGCAGAAAUAGAGACUGGGUAGGAGACAGGUUGUUCCCAUCACAUAUCGGCUUAUAUAAAAAUACAGAGAUCCUAAAUUUAAUAGAAACAGUACCUAGGCAAAGAAAAAGACUAUUUCAGGCUUUUACAAAAAUACCGAUAGAGACCCUAUACAGAUAAAGACAAGACCAACUGGUUUCAGACACGACCGUCUAAAGAUGACGUUGUUUCAUGCCGUUGUUAUCUCGCUGAUGGCGCUCUCGACGUCGGCUUCGGUGUUUUCUCGGAGCGAAGAAACGAAAAUCGCGAGUUUGAUGAAGGAUGUGUUGGCUUGUAGGAAAGUCACAGGUUUGACGGUGGGGGUUGUGAAGAACGGCGAAGUAUGGACAAGAGGGUUCGGGAAGGCUGACAUUGAACUUGACAUCGACGCCGACGCCGCUACAACGCGUUUCGGUAUCGGGUCGCUAACCAAGGCGUUCACCACGACGCUGUUGGCGAUGCAGCUAGAAGAAUCACAGAGGAGGUACACGUGGGAUUCUAAGGUCAGUGAUAUCUUGGGGAAGGAUUUCAAAUUCAUCGAUGAAGAGAGGACUAGAGAAACCACACUGAAGGACAUUCUGACUCACCGGACCGGGUUAAACAUAGCGGUCAUAGAUCUCUACACCUCCUGGUUUCGCAACCUC